AUGGAAGGCCAGCCGCUGAAUUGUCCCCUUUGUUGCAAUGCUACAUUUAGUUCUAAACAGUCUUUGAUAGAACAUUUAUCAAAUUCUAUGGGAAUCAUAAGCUGCCCUCUCUGUAACCAUAAAAGUCCCUCCCUGCCACACCUUAUUGAUCAUUUGUCUCAAGAUAGCUGCCAGUCCGACAGUAAUGUACUAAAUAAUAUAAAUGUACAAAGUAUAAUAUUUGAGCACAACACUGAGGGCAAUAUUGAAAACUCUACAGAUAUAGGAAACUCUGAUAUUAAAGUAUAUGAAAAUGAAAUCAGCACCAACUCAGAACAUCAAUUAGAUGCAAAUGAAGCUAACAAAAUGUAUGUGGAACUAUUCACGAAACAGAUGAAACCAUGUUUAGAAACGAGAGAACUGAAAUUAAUAAAGGAGAAUGGAGAGAACCGGUACAUGAUCGUAACACAAGAUGAUGCAGACUUGAGCGCAGGAAACACUAUUGUUACUAAAAAUACCGACGGCACUAUAUCUUUGACUACUGUAAAAGACAUGGAGAUGGAGACAGAUGCUAUGAUGACCACGGACACAAUGCCAGAUGAAACUCAGGAGGAGAUCUACAGCUGCAACACUUGCAAAGUGUCCUUCACCUCUGUCAUAGAACAUAUACAGAACUACCAUAACGAUCAGGAAGUUGUUGUAGAAUCUGAAUAUUUGCAGGAGCCUAUCGAUCAAACUGAGAAUCAUACUGAGGGCACGCCGUUAGAUUAUGAGCCAAUGGACGGCGAAGACCCGUUGGUGACUCCGGACAAACAGACUCCUCGACGCGUCAUCACCGACACUGGCGACAUAGUCGAAGAGCCGAUGCUGUUCAAAACUGAUGCCCAAAUCGUCACGGAUACUCUGGAUUUGGGUGCAGAUCACGAAACUAUCAAGGCGGAGCAGACUGAACAAGUUGGUGUUCUAACAAAACGAUACAUACAAGUCAACACGAUGUCGGGCGGCGUCAUCAAAGACAUUGGCCAAGUGAAUGAGAAUGAAGAUGACAAAGACUCCACCAUCAUAGAACAUAAGGACAUUGUUGUCACAAGGCGCUACAUACCAGUCGACAAAGGCGCCUUAAAAGAUCCCAUACAGACUGAUGCGAAAGAUAAAAUAGGUCAGUUCCACAAGGUGGUUGUCAAAGAAGUUCCAACUGACUGCGGGUUCGCGCUCAAAACGUAUCAGUGCUUAGCUUGCGACAUUUCCGUCACUAAUUUGGAUGAAUUCAAAAUCCAUCCAUGUAAAAUAUUAAAAUACCCGUGUCCCUAUUGUCCCGUGGCGUAUGAGAACUACAAAUCUCUCUGUGCUCAUAUGAAAGCACAUAAAGCUAAAACAGAGCAACAUGCCUUGCCUGUGUCAUAUGAAUGUGGUAUAUGCAACACUGUGUUCCUGACAAACAAGUCCCUGAAACUACACAAACGAAUGCACGACCCUAUCAAGAGUCGUGCCAUAGAGCCUCCAGUAGAGAACACAGACGGUACCAAAGUAAGUAAAGCGACAUACCGCUGUACAAUCUGCAACAAAAUGAUCCCCUGCGACUACAAGGCCAUACACCAGAACUCACACAAGACUUCAGAGAAAAUGAACUGCGGCAUCUGCAAUAAGAAAUUCACGUCUUUGGAAUAUUUAGAAAUGCAUACCAGUGUACAUAAUGUGGAUAAAACUCCAAUAAACAACCAGGAUCAGAACCUGCCAUACAACUGUUUGUAUUGCAACAGAAGGUUCGCCAGGCCACACGAGAAAGUUAAACAUGAGAGGAUACAUACAGGAGAGAAACCCCACUCGUGUGAGAUCUGUGGCAAGUCGUUCCGCGUGUCGUACUGUCUCACUCUACACAUGCGCACGCACACCGGCGCCAGGCCCUACGCCUGCCCACACUGCGGGAAGAGGUUCAAGGCGCACAGUGUAUACAACCACCACUUACUGACUCACUCUGAAGUCCGUGCUUACAAGUGCCCAUUCUGCCCGAAGGCGUUCAAGACCUCCGUCCAACUGGCUGGACAUAAGAACUCACACACUAAACCCUUCCAAUGCCAGCAUUGUAACAGGCCAUUCGCAUCACUCUACGCAGUACGAGUCCACACCGAGACGCAUUCGCGACAGAACAACCUGAAGUUCGUAUGUGAUAUGUGUGGAGCGAGCUACGCUCGAGCCUUCGCCCUCAAGGACCAUAUGAAGCAGGCGCACAGCCAGGAUCGGGAAUCUGAGGCGUCACCGUCACCGUCACGUAGCAUACCGGCUGAUGAAGAUUGGAUGAUAAAACACAACCCUGAUUCGCUGAACAAAGAUUUAACACAUGAAAUAGACCUGGGAAUGAGUGGUAUGAGUAGCAACGAACUAAUAGUUCCUUAA
This is a messenger RNA of Spodoptera littoralis (African cotton leafworm), 2373 nucleotides long. The record is from the annotation of a GenBank genome assembly. NCBI's taxonomy places the organism in Eukaryota, Metazoa, Arthropoda, Insecta, Lepidoptera, Noctuidae.